CCAGUUUCUGAGCUUGAAAUACUCGAGCCAUUUUCUGUUCUGCCGGGUGCUUUAAACCCCAACGAGCUUGUCACUUUACUAAUCAGUAGCAUUUCCAUAAUGGCUUCGUACCUUACACUUGCCGAAAUCCCGACAUUGACAGGGCUGUACCGGACUAAUACUUUAAGGCCUCGUGCCAACGUCUCUGCUACGCCGCUUCAGUCUCUCAAUGAUAUUUUAUCUCACAUCCGCUAUGACAUCACGAAACUAGAAGUGGGAUGUAUUGUUAAUGCCGCGAACAGACGCCUCUAUGGAGGCGGUGGUGUUGACGGCGCCAUCCAUUUUGCCGCAGGACCAGGUCUUCACAGGGAGUGCCUUAGUCUUGAUGGCUGCGACACAGGGGAUGCAAAGAUGACAGAUGGGUAUAAUCUGCCGGCCAAAAAGAUUUCCCAUGCUGUUGGGCCGAUCUAUUUUGAACUCGAUCACGACGUGGCGGAGAGACAUCUUCGGAGUUGCUACCGUCGAAGCCUUGAACUUGCCGUUGAGCAUGAGCAGCGUUCGAUUGCCUUCUCAGCCAUCAGCACCGGUGUUUACGGAUAUCCAAGCAGGGAAGCAGCCACAGCGGCGAUUGACGAAGUUGGAAAGUUCUUGAGAAAGGGGGAUAAUAUUUCAAAAUUCGACAGGGUGAUCUUCUGCAGCUUUAUGCCCGUUGAUGUGAAGGCUUAUGAAGAGAGACUUCCAUCUUUCUUCCCACCUACCCCCGAAGACCUUGAUGCUGCUGCGGAAGAAGAUCAAGGCCAGACCCAGGAUGGUCCGUGA
This is a messenger RNA of Talaromyces rugulosus, 798 nucleotides long. RefSeq lists its product as uncharacterized. The record is from RefSeq and is a predicted model, not a curated record. Lineage: Eukaryota; Fungi; Ascomycota; Eurotiomycetes; Eurotiales; Trichocomaceae. The transcript has 2 exons. The annotation marks the transcript as partial.